UCCAACCGGUAAGCUCGGCGAACAGAAUUCUAACCAAUCCAGGUUCUCUCAUAGGACGCUCGAGAAUUUCACAGAACGGAAUGUCCACUUAGGCGAAAUACAAAAAGCCGUUCCAUCUGCUCGGAACGCCGAUGGCAUAGAAUUGACGACAGUUUCUUCUCAUGACACAUAUGCAACCGGGACAUCAUCCUAUUUGUGUUCCUCCCCGUCUCCGGUCAUGCCGGAUGUCGGCAAUUUUGACAAACAAUCUCCACCGCCGCUCACCUAUAAAGGUGAGUACUUUUCCCCGAGCAAUCCUGAUGUAACUGAAGAAAACAACACCACCUAUUUAAAACCGGAUUUCCUCGAACCCCUCACGGUGACGAAAUCCGAACCGGUCUGUCCAAGUCCACUGGCUCUAUUGGCGAAGACGUGUCAAAGCAUCGGCCAAAUGAUGGAAGCUAGUGUGAAUGGUCUGGCCCCAACACAGCCUGCUGGGACUUUACAGCGGUCGGCUAUCAACUGUUCCGGUCCUGGUACUCAACUCAGCCCAACAGCCUCCACAAAACACAGCAAGAUUAAAACUCACAGUCCGACGGAAUCAAAGCCGACAGUCAACGCCAAGCGACCCGUUACUGGACGUACAAAAUGGAUGAAACCGGAUGGUUUGUCCGCGGCUAGUAAUCCUGUGAAUGGGCUAUCCCCACCGACGACACUUCAUGGCGAUCCCGUAUCGUCCUCGCGUCAGUCAGCUCCACCCAGAUCCGAACCGGUCUGUCCAAGUCCACUGGCUCUAUUGGCGAAGACGUGUCAAAGCAUCGGCCAAAUGAUGGAAGCUAGUGUGAAUGGUCUGGCCCCAACACAGCCUGCUGGGACUUUACAGCGGUCGGCUAUCAACUGUUCCGGUCCUGGUACUCAACUCAGCCCAACAGCCUCCACAAAACACAGCAAGAUUAAAACUCACAGUCCGACGGAAUCAAAGCCGACAGUCAACGCCAAGCGACCCGUUACUGGACGUACAAAAUGGAUGAAACCGGAUGGUUUGUCCGCGGCUAGUAAUCCUGUGAAUGGGCUAUCCCCACCGACGACACUUCAUGGCGAUCCCGUAUCGUCCUCGCGUCAGUCAGCUCCACCCAGAGUGCCUAUGGCUGGAUCGAUAGACGGGGUACCUGUUUCACAAAGAGCGACAUUACAACACUGCGCAAAGUUUCCGAGCUUCUCCUGCCCAAGUAAUGGACUAACAAUUCAUUCCAUGGCAAACAAACCGUGCACCAAUGACUUUACGCGUACAUCUAACCUGGCUGCCGAGACACAGACCACGUCGAAUGCGUUAGCUCAGUUAGCCCGCCUCUCAUCUAGUCUUUCCUUACCCGAAUCGCCACAAGCUCACACGGGCGCCGGCUUAGACAACCCAACGAACAAGGGCCGUUUCCAUUGGACCGAACCACUGCGGGUGCAGACGGGGGUGAAACGAGCGCGACGAUUCAGUGGGCCUAAAUGUUACACGAAUGCUUCUUCAUCCAUGUCUGGCAAUUCCGCAACUAUUCCCAGAAAAAUUACACGCGAGACGCUAUACCACUCUCAGCCGUACAGUGACUCGAACAAUGGUGCCAGCUAUUCACGCCUGGUGAAUCCUUCUGGUUCUCCAAACAACUGUCAACCCACAGUGAGUCCUCAGUCCACCGCAAAUUCUCGAUGUUCCACCAACUUUCCUGCAUUCACGUCGUCUUGGUUAGCGUUCACACAAUUUAUGCAGCAGCUCAUGGAGCAGAAGGACAACAGCGCGCAGAUGAGUAGCGCUCAAAACCAGGAGGUAUUUUUCUACGGUUUGGCACGAAGUUUUAUGGAUUUAUUCUAUGCACGAUUGAUGAGCACACAGUCAUCGACGCCCAACACUUCCGUCGGCUACCAUGCUCCGAAAGAUACUACUUCUACGUCCCAGACGUCAGUGCUUAAUAGUAGUAACCCUGGACAAGUGCUCUCAAAUCCACUGGGAUUCAUGACCAAACCUGGUCCCAUCGAAUCCGAACGUUUGAACGCCUCUGAUCCUCUGAGUAGCAAAUGUUUCCUAUGCGGACAUCAGUGCUCCAGUCAAACUGAACUCUGUCUUCACGUCUACUCUCAUCUACUCAUGUCCGAAAAAGAACAGACCGGUAGAUCGGAAAUUGCAGGCGUGUUUCGGAAUGGCGUUAAUGCGGAAUUUACAGAUCCCAAACCGCAUUUUAAUACCGCUUAUCCGUACCCUGCAUCGGUCUCACCAACGGACAGGAAUCUCUACACUGGGAACUGCGAUUCCAACCGACCGGCCCCCUUUAACCUCCUCACAGCACCGAGCUACUUGAGUGAAUGGAUAUCAUCAAAACAACAAAGAGAUUUCGGUCUUCCCUACGCGUCAUCAAAUCCGCCCGAGACACCUCAUCAUGCGUCAUCUGUUCCCAAUGACAACUCACCCGCGUUUUCCGGUUCCAAACCAGCCCUCGUGGAUAGUGGACUGCAUGCCUACUGGCUAAAACUGCUUUCCACCUACACCCAGACAUCUCCGAACGCGAAAUAUCCUGACCCGAUUUUACAGCGUUUGGUGGAUAGCAAAUUCCCCACCCCAAACCCCACGUUGAGCAGCAGUCCCAACACCAGUACAUCUCCCCCAGUCGGCACGAACAAUGACAAUAACAGUUACACCUUGAGUAACAAUAAUCACGGUUUGUGGAAUCCCCUCAUGUUCCCAUUUUUCACACCUAACAAUUCCCCACUAACUCUCUAUCCGAAAGUCUGAUUGGAUUCGGUGAACACCUUCCCUUUUCCAUCACAGCCACAUACCCAUCUCUGAGAUUUUGUUACAUUUUAUGCCCUUUGCUUGUUCAUUCCUCACUGAUUUCUCACGCACCCCACCCCCCGCCCGCACAGUCAUUGGAUAUUUUCUGGUUGCCGGACUAUUUUUCUCCCCAAUUGUGAUCGAGCCUCAGGUAAUUGUACACACACACACACACACACACCAACACCACUAGGCCACCUCUACAUUGUGAUGAUGGAUGUUUUUGCUGACCCCUGAUGAUUUCGCAGAACUUCUUGUGUUGCUCGUCGCCGGCUACCCGCGCGACCAAUUGCCCCGCCCCCGUUGCUAUCUUAUACCCUAGAGACGGCGGGAAAAGUCAAUCAUGUACCAUAAACCUGUGUUUUGGCACCACGUUCCGUUUGUACCGAACAAAGUCACAAUUUACUAUCAAUUCAAAAAAAACUUAUUCGGGCUUUCAGUGAGUUUGUGACUUUUUUCGAAAUGCAUCAGUGGCAAUAUCGUGAAGCUGCUAUUCUCACGGAUGGAGGGGUAACCCUUGGGUAACCUUGGCUUACGGCAGAUCUCUU
Messenger RNA from Opisthorchis viverrini, 3339 nucleotides. RefSeq lists its product as hypothetical. The record is from RefSeq and is a predicted model, not a curated record. The transcript is spliced from 4 exons. The annotation marks the transcript as partial. Lineage: Eukaryota; Metazoa; Platyhelminthes; Trematoda; Opisthorchiida; Opisthorchiidae.